CGACCCCCUUAUUCGAUAGGGCGGGUUUCCCUCUCUCGAUAUAUGUCCAUCUUUUCUCUCCGAGCCCUAACCCCGAGACCGAGAGGGCGAGAGAGAGGAAUCACGAGAAAAGAGAAGAGAGAGUUUGAGCGCGAUCGAAGCCAUGGAGUUGCCUCAAAGCGAUUUUGAUCGCAUCGUCUUCUUCGAGCACGCCCGCAAGACCGCGGAGGCGGCGUAUGCCAAGAACUCCCAAGAUGCCGAGAAUCUCACGAGGUGGGGAGGGGCGCUUCUUGAGUUGUCGCAGUUUCAGAGUGGCCCGGACUCGAUAAAGUUUGUAAAAGAUGCUAUUUCCAAAUUGGAGGAAGCUUUGGUUAUUUUUCCAAGGAAGCACGACACUCUCUGGUGCUUGGGCAAUGCUCACACUUCUCAUGCUUUCUACAUUCCUGAUCAUGAGAUGGCCAAGGCUCAUUUUGCAAAGGCAACUCAGUGUUUCCAGGAAGCUUUGGAAGAGGAUCCAGGAAAUGAGCUAUACAUGAAGGCUCUAGAUUUAUCAACGAAGGCACCUGAACUGCAUUUAGAGGUCCAAAGGCAGAUGGCUAACCAACAAUCUGCAGCUGGAGGAUCUUCAGCAUCAAACGUGAAGGCAUCCAAGAAAAAGAAAAACGGUGAUGUUAAGUAUGACAUACUGGGAUGGGUGAUUCUUGCAGUAGGCAUUAUUGCAUGGGUUGGCCUGGCCAAGUCUCAUGUCCCUCCUCCUCCCAGGUGAAGCAGCCAGCUGUCUUCUGUCGAUCAUGAAGUUGUCUGGUGUUCGAGAUUUCAACUUUGAGAUUCGAUUAGAUCAGACAGUUUUGAAGGCUUGCCCAUGGAAAAUUAGCACAUAGUUGUAGUUGCUUAAUAACAUGCCGAAAUUACCUGCUCAUAUCGCUAAAUGUGGGAUAUUCUAGAAAUGUGCGGCAUAGAUUUUUUUCGCUGGUAAAUUUUGCUUAGGAUCAAAAGAGGCACCCUUUAUCUUUUGUAUGCUUAAAUCAUGUACAUUAUGUGCAUCUUUUUUCUCCA
This is a messenger RNA of Elaeis guineensis (African oil palm), 1035 nucleotides long. Its product is annotated as mitochondrial import receptor subunit TOM20. Gene Ontology annotation, biological process: protein insertion into mitochondrial outer membrane. Gene Ontology annotation, cellular component: mitochondrial outer membrane translocase complex. NCBI's taxonomy places the organism in Eukaryota, Viridiplantae, Streptophyta, Magnoliopsida, Arecales, Arecaceae. Gene Ontology annotation, molecular function: protein binding. The record is from RefSeq and is a predicted model, not a curated record.